Molecule: messenger RNA, 1009 nt
Organism: Lolium perenne
Lineage: Eukaryota; Viridiplantae; Streptophyta; Magnoliopsida; Poales; Poaceae
Source: RefSeq, a predicted model, not a curated record
UCAACAAAACGUCGUCACCACUACUCCGCCAUCAAGCCCCCUUGCUCCUUCACCAAAAAGGACGAGGGUUGAGACGAUCAUUGAGCCUGCCCCUCAAUUGGGUAGCUCUUCCACUCUGCUCUUGGAUGAUCCCAUGAUCAAAGAGCUUAUCCGCAUCGGAUCCCAAUUCAUUGGGUACCGUGAAUAUGCCAGCAGAACUGAAGGUAAUAAUUUUUGAUUUCUUGCUCCUGUCGUUUGUCGCCAUUUUUGACCUUUCCUCUUUUUUUUUUAUUUCGACAGAGAAACUUGCAGAGGCCAACAAACGUGCCGACGCACUUGCUCAAAAACUGGAGCAAAGUGAAGCGGCCCGCAAGAAAGCCAAACUUGUUGCUAGCGAAGCCAAAGCAGAGGCUGAUGAAGCCAAAGCAAAAGCUGCUAGUGUCGAAGAUCUGCAGAAAAAACUUGAGGAUGCUGAAACUGCUUUAAACGAGCACAAAGCUGCACAGGCUACUCGUGAGCAGGGGAUCCUCAAGCGCCUGAAAUCACAAAGUCGACGCACUCAAAACCAAACAAACCAAGAGUUUGACCUGGAAAAUCCCGACAAUGAUCCUCUCCUUGACGCGCUUUCUUAUCUGGAGCUUCAUGGAUCCGAAAUUCGUGAAGGCGUGGCGAAUGCUAAUGCGGGACUGUCGACGCUGUUCCCCUACUUCUUCCCGAAGAAAGAGGAGCCCCCGACUUUCCUUGCCCUUGCCAAGAGCUUCAAUUCAUCAGAGGACCUUGGACUGAAGAUGCGCCAGGAAAACAUGAAGAUUGCUGUCGAGAGUACUGUUGCCCUGGUCGCUGACAGCCAACAAACUGUUGAUUGGAUGAAGGUUGGCGACACCGAUCAGAUAGAGCAGCCAAGAUGGAGGUCGUUGAUUAAGGCAGCCAAGCCCAACACGAAGAAAAUCCUGGCCUAUCUUGGGAUCAAACCAGCUUCAACUCCUAGCUCAUCAAGGCCGGAGGUCUAGUUGCAUGCCUCUUUGUUUUU